Messenger RNA from Diutina rugosa, 513 nucleotides. RefSeq lists its product as uncharacterized. The transcript has a single exon. Gene Ontology annotation, biological process: actomyosin structure organization; mitotic cytokinesis. The record is from RefSeq and is a predicted model, not a curated record. Gene Ontology annotation, molecular function: cytoskeletal motor regulator activity; myosin heavy chain binding. Gene Ontology annotation, cellular component: myosin II complex; cytoplasm. Lineage: Eukaryota; Fungi; Ascomycota; Pichiomycetes; Serinales; Debaryomycetaceae. Bases 1 to 513 code for a protein of 170 amino acids.
AUGAGUGCCCUUAAUACCCUUUCGAAUAACCAGAAAAGUCAGCUUCGCCACGCAUUCACGUUAAUCGAUGGGGAACUGCGAGAUCUGCAAAUUACCAAGCAGGACUUGGUCAACCUAUACACUCAGCUCGGGAUCGCCGUACCCGCUGAAAGUGACUUGGAACGCAUGCUUACCGUCGAAGGCGGCGAUGCAGAGAAGGGGAUCAACUUUGCCCAGUUCCUGAAUAUCAUGGCGAAGGAGUUCUCCAAGUUUGACUCGAGAAUGACUAUAUACAACGCUUUAAAAGUAUUUUCCCACUCGGAACAAGUACCGAAGUUUCGAGAAGAACUCUAUAUCGAUGUUGAUCAACUUAAAGAUGCUUGUUGCUCAGUUCAACUUGGAGAAAUCGGCCUGGGGGACCACAGAUUGGACCGUAAGGUUUUUGAUAAAUUAGUGGAAGGGUUCGUCCAGGAAGAAAUGGACGGCAAACGCUUGUUCAUGGCCGACAAGUGGUUGGACGCCUACAUCGAUUAA